AUGGCGACCAUGAAACAUGUAGAGACACCGAGUGUUUUGUCAAACCACAAGGGUCGAGAUUCAGAGGUCGCCGGGAUGUCGACGAUGGGGGUGGUGGUGGGCCAUUCGCACUCGGUGCAGUUCGUGCUGCGGCCCGGCGACGGCGCGAUUAUCCACGCGAGUAAAGGCGCGGUCAAGACGCUCGGCUACUCGCGCGACGAGCUGUUAUCGGUGGGUCUCGCACUUUUGAGAAUAUUGGAGUCGCUUGUAAGAAUCCUUAAAAAUAACGCCACCAUCCACGCGCUUAAAGCCAAAGCUGAAGCUCCCAUCCUCCCCCCUCCUCCGUCCUCUUUUUUCUUCCUCUCCCGUUUUCCCCAUUCCGCUUCUCAUCCCCCCUUCCGCCUUCCCCAGACGUCUCUUCUCCGCCUGGCCGCGCCUUUCCCGCUCAGCGACUGGCGCGCAGUCGUGCAGCGCCUAGAGACCGCGCAAAUCGGCUCCGCCGCGCUCCCGCUCACCCUCACGUGCCCCGCCACUGCACCCGCCGCUUCCGCCGCUUCCGCCUCGUCCGCCGCGGCUUCUGCUGCAGCGGCAGCGCUUUUAGGUGCGGGGGAAGGCGCAUUCGGCGGGGGGAGCGGAAGUGGCGGAGGGGGCGGAGGGGGCGGAGCAGCAUGGGGAGUCUCUGCAGAAAGGGGAAGCGUUUCGCAGCAGCAUCCGCAUUUCCCUGCUGUAUCUGCGCUUACUGCGCAUUUAGAGGAAGCAGAUGGAAUUUCAAGAGGCGAAUCUGGGAAAUUUAUCGUUCUGCCUUCCUAUCCGGGCACCCCUGGAGGCUCGUUCACACUUUCCGGGGGAACUUCUCCUUUUAGGGUUUCCAGCCCCACACCGUCCACCUCGCCGUACACUUUAGACCCCCUUGCGGCAAUGUCUGAGUCGGAAGGGGAGGAGGGGAAGGGCGUGAGGCGGUUCAGCAAGCAAAGGACCGCGUCUGGAUCCGAUAUGGGCCGGUUUGCGGGGGACGGUGAUGUGCUUAUAACGGGGUUUGAUACAAGCGAGGGAGCAGGAGGGUUGGGGGGAGUGAGGAGUGGAGGAGCAAGGGCAGGUGGUAGUUUUGGCGGUGGUGGUGGUGGUGGUGAUGGAGAAGGAAGAAGUGGACCAAUUGGCUUGGAAAUUGAGGGGCGUUUCGAUGCAAUACCCUUAUCCCCGUUUUCCACCAUCUCGUCUUGGGAACCUCCUCCUCCUCCUUCUCUUCCUUCUUCUAUUACUCUCCCUUCGGCGCCCCCCCCUCCUGCUGCUCCUACUGCUCCUUCUGCGGAUCCUCCUCACCGCAGCGUCAACACCAGCUCCAAUCUGGUUACCACCACCCCCACCAUUGUUACCACCGUCAGUAGCGGCACCGGCAGUAGCAGGGGCAUAGGGAGCAGCAGCGGCAUAGGGAGUAGCCGCACCAGCUUUACCCGUGCUGACAGUGAACCCCCCAGCAGCCGCCUUCCUGUCACCAGCCUCACAGGUAGCAACACCCUUACACGGGCACACGGUCACACGGGCAGCGGUCACACAGGCAGCGGUCACACAGGCAGCAGCAUUGGCAGUGGCUUCACGGGGUUCAGGGGCGCUGGGUCGGGGAAUCUUAUCGCGAGUGAGCAGCUGGGCGUGGAGACGGUUAAUAUGGAGCAGAUGGAGCUGCCUGUAGCGGGGAUGGCUGGGUUCUGGAGUGAGGAGGAGGGGAGGGCGACUGGGGAGCGUGUGAGAGGGAGUGGGUGGAGCAACAGAGAGGGUGAUGUUAGUGGUGGUGGUGGGGGAAAGGUCAAGCAGAGUGAACAACAGGGUUCAGCCGCCCAGGGUUCGGCUGUGCAUGAGACACCCGCGUCCCUUUUCGCCUUCCCCUCCAGCCACAGCCAAACGAUUCAAGGAAACAUUUCCUCAAACCCAGAAAGAAAUCUUUCGCUUUCAGGGCAGCUUGUAAGAAUCCGUAGAAGCGGCUCAGGUAUACCUUCUGGGCAGGACAACAGGGUGAAAGGGAACGAAGGAGGUGCCAGGAACGGGGCGAGAGGCGAGGAGGAGGAGGAAGAGGAGGAUUCAGCAGCAGCAGCAGCGGCGGCGGCGGCGGCGGGUGCAAGGAGCAGUUUCAGCUUCAACGUGCCUCGUUCCCUCGUGCCCCUGUUUCACAUAGGAGGCUGCUCUGACCUCGUUGCUACAGUGCAUUUGCCCUCUCCCUACACCGUAUCCUCUUCUCGCCCUUCAUCCGGGCAGCUUAUUCCCACGAGAUCACCGCAACAGCAACCGGCCCCACAGCAACAGCAACCGGCCCCACAGCAACAGCAACCUACGCCAGUUCACCACUCGCAGCAGUCAAGACAGCCGCAGCAGCAGCAGCAGCAGCAGCAGCACCAGGCACAGGCACAGGCAGGGAUGGGAAUGGAGGUGCAGGCAUCAGGCAUAAUUGAUGGUCAAGCUCAGCGGCAACAACACCAGCAGCAACAGCAGCAGCAGCAUCAGCAGCAGCACCACCAGCAGCGGCAUGAGCAGCCACAACAGCACUCGCUCCCACUCUCUCCUACACUCGCUCUCACUUCCCCUCUGUCCUCAUCGCUCCCUCUCACUUCGCAUAUCCCUUCAUCAUCCCCCCAUGGCAUAUCCUCUUCUCAUUCACUCCCCCCAUCGUCCCCCAGACCUCCUUCCCAAGCCACGUCCCCCCUCCCUCUCCUCACUCCCCAACGUCCCCACCACUCAUCCUCCUCCUCUCCCUCUCCUCUCUCCUCCCCCUUCCCUCUCUCCUCACACUCUCCUCACUCCCCCUUACCGCCCACCACUCCCUCCCAUCUUUCCCCACAGCCCCCACCCCCCCAUCUCUCCGCAUCCCACCUCAUCACAAGAAAUUCGUUACAGUCACCUACGACAAGCUCUCUAGCGUGGGAGAGUGCUUCCUCUUAUCAAGAUGUGCUUACAACGGAGGCUGUGGAGAGGGGCAGGCCUCUACUGGACCUGGCAGGCAUAGGGGCUGUGACUCUAACGAGGGAGGACGGGAGCGUUACCCUGUGCAACCCGGCGGCCAAUAGGAUGCUUGCGGGGAGAUUCUCGGCCAAUGGGGCGGCUCUGGGGGGAGUGCCAGCAUGGCAGGUGGAGGGGCGGGUGCUGAGCGAUUUUGUUGAUGAAGCCUCGCGUGCUGCUUUCGUGGUGAGUGGAGUGGGGGAGGUGGAGUGUCGGGGGGUGGAGUUCCGGGAACGAGGCGGGACUUGUCCUCCCUGCCUCUCUCUCCGUCUCCCUGCCUAUCUCUCCCUCUCUCUGCCUCUUGCCCCUCUACUUCCUCUCUCGCGCUCUUCCCGUCCUCCCUUGUCUCUCCCCCCGCAGUCCGACUACACGGCUGUGUGCACGGGCCUAGCGCAGCGCUCCCAGCAGGAAGUGCGGGUUAGAGCAGCAGAUGGGGCGAUCAGAUGGGUGCGGCUCACAUGCCACGGCAUCAAAUCGAGAGCGGAUAGUAAAGCACCGCAACGCAUUAGUUCAGAGGGCGGUGCGCCCCACCGUUACCACGCAACGCCUCACAGCUCUAUAAACCCGAAUAGUGACGGUGAGCCUCACCGCAUCAGAGCAGGCUCACCACCCGUCGUCGCGACGAGUUCGGAGGGUGAUUUGCCUCGCAGAGCCGCAAUUGCAGAAGUUGGUCCAUCACAUGGUAUCAGAGCAGCAGGCUCACCGUCACCACAGGUCGCACUGAGUUCGGAGGGUGAUGCGACUCACAGCAGCGCAGCAGGCUUGCUGGUCACGAGUACAGAUGGUACAAGUGCGGAGGGUGGUAGUGCUGCUCCUCACACCGAGCCCACUCGCUGUUCCAUUGGUCAAGGGGCAAGUGAGGGGGAAGGAGGAGCUGUAGCAGCAAAGGAUGUAGCAGAAGCGGCUGUAGCAGAAGGGGCUGUAGGUGGGGAAGUUGCAGCUGAAAAUGCUAGAGUUGGGGAGGCUGCAGCUGGGGUUGCUGCAGCUGAGCUGGCGAACGAAGGGAUAGAGGAUGGCGGUUUGAAUGGAUACAGAGGAGAAGGGAGGGGUGUGGUUAUUGAGAGACCAGGCGAGGAGGAGGAGGUGGAAAGGAGAGAGGACGGGAAGGAGGAGCGAGAGGAGGAGCGUAAGGCACAGGAAGAGGAGGACGGGAAGGAGGAGCGGAAAGAGGAAAGGAAAGAGGAGCGAGAGGGGGAGGGCGAGGAGGGGGGAGAUGAGGAGGAGAAGGUGAGGGAGGUGCAGGUGCUGUGUCUAUUGGAGGAUAUCAGCGACAGGAAGGCACUGGAGCAGAGCAUGUGGAAAUAUAAGAUGAUGGUGGAGAAUCUACCGGGGGGCGCCGUGCUGAUGACCAGAGCGUUGGACGGGCGGCAGGAGGUGCUCAUCAACUCCACCGCCGCCCACCUGCUGGGGUGCGCUCGGGGCGAUAUUGACAGCGUGGAGAAGUGGUUCCGGGCGCUGUAUGGGCGGGAGAAUGCGGCGAAAGCGCAGAGGAAGUACGAGGGGAGAAGGAUGGGCGCUGCGCGGAACAACGUGUUCAACACCGUGCUGCCCAUCCGGCGCAAGGACGGGUCGAAGCUGCUGCUGGAUGCCACGUCAUACUCGCUGGGUUUCGGCGAUAUGUGGCUUGUCAACGACAUCACUGAGAGCCGCAAGAACCAGUUCAAGUUCAAGAUGCUCUUUGAGCUCUCCUCCGACCCCAAGCUGCUGCUAACAAAGGACGGGCGCGUGUUUGACUGCAACCAGGCGGCAGUGCGGAUCCUCAAGUGCCCCACCAAGGAGUCUCUGCUCGGUCGCACGCCCUGGCGCCUCUCGCCCCUCCAACAACCCACCACCAAGCAACCCGCCUCCGCUCUUAAAGCCAUUCUCGCCCACCUCGCUGCCUCCAACCAGCCCUCCAACCGAUCUUCAGGCUCGGGAUCCUCAGGCUCGGGAAACCCCCACCCGGGCCUCUCCGCUUCGUCGUCGCCGUUUCCAGCUACUGCUGCUGCCACAGCUGCUGCUGCUGCCUCCGGCCCGGCAGGAGGCUCGGCAGGAGGCCCGGCGGGAGGCUCGGCAGCAGCAGACGCCGCUCCAGGCCUGGCGGGAGACUCGGUGGGAGGCACGGGGAACCGGUGGCGGCGGUUCGAGUGGGUUUUCCGGGACGAAGAGGGCGGGGAGGUGCUGGUAGAGGUCCUGUGUCGCAUGGUGGAGUUUUUCGGAGAAAAUGUCUACCUCAUGGUGUGGCACGACAUAGCCGAGGUGAAGCGGAAGGAGGCGGAUUUGCAGCGCGCAAAACUCGAAGCGGAGAAGGCGAGCCUCGCGAAGACCCAGUUCCUGGCGAAUAUGAGCCACGAGAUCCGCACCCCGAUGAACGGUGUGAUCGGGGUCGCGGAGCUGCUACUGGAUACGCCCUUGUCGGAGGAGCAGCAGAUGCUGGUGAACACGAUCCGGUCGUCCAGCCAGGGGCUGCUGCAUAUUCUGUCGGAUAUUUUGGAUCUGAGCAAGAUUGAGAAUGAGAGGAUGGCGCUCGAGUUUGCGGAGUUUGACGUGAGGGAGCAUCUCGCGCAUUCGCUGGCUCUCUAUGAAGUGUCUGCAAGGGAUAAGAAGCUGCAGCUCAAAUCCCACGUGAGUCGAGACGUGCCGCUAAAAAUUCUAGCAGACGCAGUGAGGGUGAGGCAGGUUCUUCUCAACCUCGUAUCCAAUGCCAUCAAGUUCACCGCCCGCGGCCGCGUCACCGUGCGAAUCUCCACCGUCGAUCCCGCCGACUCGGGCGGCAGCGGCGGCGGGCGGCGGCGCGAGUCGUUUUCAUCCCUAGCGCCGCUGCUGCAGCUGGAGGAGAGGCGGGGCGAGCCUGUGGAUAAGGUUCUUCUCAAGUAUUCAGUCUCAGACACAGGAAUCGGAAUCUCCAAGGACGUGCAGGGGAGCUUGUUCCAGGCGUUCACACAGGCGGACAACACCACGUGUCGGAGGUUUGGCGGCACGGGGCUGGGGCUGGCGAUCUGCAAGGCGCUGGUGAACCUCAUGGGGGGCGAGAUUUCCGUGACCAGCAGCGAGGGGCACGGCUCCACCUUUGAGUUCACCGUGUGCGCGGGAGUGAGUGAGGACGUGGGCGAGUGUGGGUCAGUGAGUGAGGAGGGAGACGGGGAGGAGGACGAGGGUGAUUAUGAUAGUUUAUGUGAUAGUGAGGAGGAGGUGGCGGAGGAGGGAGUGGGGGAGACAGAUGAGGAGGAGGAAGAGGAAGGGGAGGAGGAGGAGGAUGGCGAUUCAGAUUCGGAGGAUGAUGAACCUGAGAAUUACUCUCGCAUACGGACCACCCGAACCUCCCUGGAUUACCGAGCCUUGACUAUGGAUGGGUUGGAGGCUACUAGGAGGAUUAGGCAGGCGGAAGCAGAAAGGAGUUGUCGGAGUGAGGGGGAUAGCCGGAGUGACUGUAGCGAUGGUGAGAGUAAUGAGAGGCGGAGGAGGGAAGGUGGGGGUGCGGGUGCUGCUGGUGCUGGUGGUGGUGCAGCGGCUGCUGGUACUGCUGCAAUGGCCGUUGAUUCUGAGUUGAGUAAGGGUGGGAGGAACAACAUGAGCAGUGGUGGUGCUGGUGGUAUGAGCAGGAGUAGCAGUUCUAAAAGGGCAGCUGCUGCAGCAGCAGCUAUGGCAGCAGUGGCGGGGGUAGGAGGGGAAGUGAGCAACAGGGGAGGAAACACGAGUGGUGGCAACAGUAUCAGCAAUGCAGGUGCACUUGCGAGUGCUGCUGGGCUGAGCAGGCGGAAUAGUGGAAGGGGCAGUGGUAGGUUUAGUGCGGUUGAGAACGGCAAGGAUGGAGGGUUGAGCGAGCAGCAGGAAGAGGAGCAGGCGCCGGUGGUGAUAGCAGCGCUGACAGCGAGACCUGCAGCAGCUGCUGCUCUCCCUUGCCACUUCCUCUUGAGAGACAAGAGACUUGGCAGGAAGGGGGAGCGGCAGCAGCAGCCCGGCCCCUCCCACUGUCGCGCCCUCCCCCUGCCCGUCGCGCCCUCCCCCCUGACCGUCGCGCCCUCCCCCUGCCCGUCGCGCCCUCCCCCUGCCCGUCGCGCCCUCCCCCUCCCCGUCGCGUCGCCACCCCUCCCCUUCCCCUCCCCGUCGCGUCGCCUCCCCUCCUCCUGCCCGUCGCGUUCGCCUCCCCUCCUCCUGCCCGUCGCGUCGCCUCCCUUCCCCCUGCCCGUCGCGUCGCCUCCCUUCCCCCUGCCCGUCGCGUCGCCUCCCCUUCCCCUCCCCGUCGCGUCGCCUCCCCUCCUCCUGCCCGUCGCGUUCGCCUCCCCUCCUCCUGCCCGUCGCGUCGCCUCCCUUCCCCCUGCCCGUCGCGUCGCCUCCCUUUCCCCUCCCCGUCGCGUCGCCUCCCUUCCCCCUGCCCGUCGCGUCGCCCUCCCCUCCCAAUCCCGUCGCCCUCCCUUGCCCGUCGCGUCAACCUCCUCUCCCCGCCCAUUUCCCACCGUCAGAUCCUCCUCCCGCCCAUUUACACCGUCGCAUUCGGCCUCCCCGCCCCUCUCUCACUGUUCAUCACCUUAG
This is a messenger RNA of Closterium sp. Naga37s-1, 7476 nucleotides long. NCBI's taxonomy places the organism in Eukaryota, Viridiplantae, Streptophyta, Zygnematophyceae, Desmidiales, Closteriaceae. The record is from the annotation of a GenBank genome assembly.